Molecule: messenger RNA, 749 nt
Organism: Gossypium raimondii (Peruvian cotton)
Lineage: Eukaryota; Viridiplantae; Streptophyta; Magnoliopsida; Malvales; Malvaceae
Exons: 2
Coding region: 107-616 (169 amino acids)
Source: RefSeq, a predicted model, not a curated record
UCUCGAAAAAAUUGGUCUCUGUGAACUGCAAAACGAACAUGAUGACUUGAUAAAUUAUUUUGGUUGGCCCGUGCAGACACCUGUUAAUUAUGAAGCUAAUGAACCAAUGGAAGACCUAAAUCUGUUUAUGAAUUUGAGGGAGCUAACCAUUGAUUUAGACUUGAACGAUAGAAGGGAAAUGUUGAUCCUCUGUAUCGUUCUACAACGCUGCCUUAGUCUACACCAACUUGAAAUCAACAUAGAGGAAAGUAGAAGUGAAAUAGAGGAAGCAACCAGGGAUUACAGUAGUGUAAACAACCGAUUGCCAUAUCCAGAGACAAAGCUAUGGGAGAAAAGGGGGCUGUGCGACUGUAUUACAUUCACACUAAAACAAGUAUCCAUUAAGGGAUUCAAAGGGAAAGAUGGGGAAAUGGAAUUCCCAAGGCAUCUGAUUACGAAAGGUGCCAAGUUGAAGAGAAUAGAGAUUUGGUGUAACCAUGACUGCUCUAGAGAAGGGGGUGAGGCAACUCUUGGUUUACUUUCACUGCCUAGAUCCUCCAUUGAUGUCUCCAUUCUUCUUAAACCGCCACCCCAAUUUGAUGGUAGUUUUGGAAGAUGGGUCUCAACCCUAAACUAGUCUUAUUGUCAAGGAUUUUUGGAUUCGUUAAGGAUUUUGAACAGGAUGGGGAAUUUAUCAUUGGUUUUUCAAAGAUGAUUUUGGGUGUGACUUUAUGUUUCUAUAUUGUUGGAAUGACAUACUCCAGUUUGAA